UUCAUCUAUGGUUCUGUUCCUCGUAUGGACAACUUUGUUACCGCUCGACAUAACCCUAGACAAAAUAAUAAUAACAUUACGUGUAAUUAAAUAAUAGUAACAUUACAAGUAAUUAGAAAAGGAAAUUCGAUAAACUUUAAAAAUGGUUGUUCGGCAGUAUAAUGAAGAACUUCAAUAUUUAGAAAAGAUUAAUGAUCAUUGUUGGAAAAUAAAAAAGGGCUUUCAGCCUAAUAUGAAUGUAGAAGGUGUAUUUUAUGUGAACAAAACACUCGAAAAAUUAAUGUUGGAGGAACUCAGAAAUUCUUGUAGGCCCGGUAUGGUUGGUGGCUUUCUUCCAGGAGUAAAACAAAUUGCUAAUGUUGCAGCUUUGCCUGGAAUUGUUGGCCAUUCAGUAGGUUUGCCAGAUAUUCAUUCUGGCUAUGGCUUUGCAAUUGGUAAUAUGGCAGCAUUUGAUAUUGCUGAUCCAAAGUCAAUUGUUAGUCCUGGCGGUGUAGGUUUUGAUAUAAAUUGUGGUGUUCGACUUUUGAGAACAAAUUUACAUGAAAAAGACGUACUACCUGUCAAAGAGCAGCUUGCGCAAUCAAUGUUUGAUCAUAUACCUGUAGGAGUUGGUUCAAAAGGCAUCAUACCAAUGAAUGCUCGAGAUCUUGAAGAAGCACUUGAGAUGGGAAUGGAUUGGUCAUUGCGAGAAGGAUAUGUGUGGGCCGAAGACAAGGAACACUGUGAGGAAUAUGGCCGAAUGCUCAAUGCAGAUCCAUCAAAAGUAAGCAUGCGUGCUAAGAAGCGAGGUUUACCACAAUUGGGAACUCUUGGUGCUGGAAAUCACUAUGCAGAAAUUCAAGUUGUUGAUGAAAUCUAUGACAAAUGGGCUGCAAGCAAAAUGGGUAUUGAACGGUUAGGCCAAAUCUGUGUUAUGAUACAUUCAGGAAGUAGAGGAUUUGGUCAUCAAGUUGCCACUGAUGCUUUAGUUCAAAUGGAAAAGGCUAUGAAACGAGAUAAUAUACUAACAAAUGACCGUCAAUUGGCUUGUGCACAUAUCAACUCAACUGAAGGUCAAGACUAUUUAAAAGGUAUGGCUGCUGCAGCUAAUUUUGCCUGGGUAAAUCGAAGUUCAAUGACAUUCUUAAGUCGUCAAGCAUUUGCUAAACAAUUUAAUUCAACCCCAGAUGAUCUAGAUAUGCAUGUGAUAUAUGAUGUAUCUCAUAACAUAGCCAAAGUUGAAGAACAUAUGGUUGAUGGAAAACAGAAGACAUUAUUAGUUCAUAGAAAGGGUUCAACACGUGCAUUUCCACCUCAUCAUCCCUUAAUACCAGUUGAUUACCAACUCACAGGACAACCUGUACUUAUUGGUGGAACCAUGGGUACAUGCAGUUAUGUAUUGACUGGUACUGAACAAUGUAUGGUAGAAACAUUUGGUUCAACAUGCCAUGGAGCCGGACGUGCUUUAUCUAGAGCAAAAUCAAGACGAACUUUAGAUUAUACGCAAGUUUUAGAAAAACUAAAUGAAUUAGGCAUAUCCAUUCGAGUGGCAUCACCUAAAUUAUUAAUGGAGGAGGCUCCUGAGAGCUACAAAAAUGUGACAGAUGUUGUUAACACUUGCCAUGCUGCUGGAAUAAGUAAAAAGUGUAUAAAACUGAGACCGAUUGCUGUAAUAAAAGGAUAA
Molecule: messenger RNA, 1663 nt
Organism: Ctenocephalides felis (cat flea)
Lineage: Eukaryota; Metazoa; Arthropoda; Insecta; Siphonaptera; Pulicidae
Gene: RtcB
Product: tRNA-splicing ligase RtcB homolog
Exons: 1
Coding region: 143-1663 (506 amino acids)
Biological process (GO): tRNA splicing, via endonucleolytic cleavage and ligation
Cellular component (GO): nucleus; tRNA-splicing ligase complex
Molecular function (GO): RNA ligase (ATP) activity
Source: RefSeq, a predicted model, not a curated record